Messenger RNA from Entamoeba dispar SAW760, 804 nucleotides. RefSeq lists its product as uncharacterized. Bases 1 to 804 code for a protein of 267 amino acids. NCBI's taxonomy places the organism in Eukaryota, Evosea, Mastigamoebida, Endamoebidae. The record is from RefSeq and is a predicted model, not a curated record. The transcript has a single exon.
AUGAAUAUUCCAUCAUCAAUUAUUAAAAUAGGAGAUGAAUGUUUUUAUGAAUGUUCGUCAUUAAUAUCAAUUAAUAUACCAACAAGUGUUAGUGAAUUAGGAGAUGAUUGUUUUAGUUAUUGUUCAUCAUUAAAAUCAAUUAAUAUUCCAUCAUCAAUUACUAAAUUAGGAAAAUGUUGUUUUUAUGGAUGUUCAUCAUUAACAUCAAUUAAUAUACCAUCAUCAAUUAGUGAAUUAGGAGAUAGAUGUUUUGAAGAAUGUUCAUCAUUAACAUCAAUUAAUAUACCAUCACCAGUUAUAUCAAUAGGACAUUGGUGUUUUAGAGAAUGUUCAUCAUUAACAUCUAUGAAUAUAGAUAAUUUACAAUUUAUUAGUGAAGAUAGAAUAUUUAUGAAUGAACCAGUACUAGUUAGUGUUCAAAUACCAGAAAAUCUACAAAUAAUCAAUGGAAAGAAUAUUGAAAAGAAAGACAUUAAUAAAUUUAUUAUUCCAUCUUCAAUUACUAAAUUAGGAGAUGAUUGUUUUGAUGAUUGUUAUUCAUUAACAUCAAUUAAUAUUCCAUCAUCAAUUAAUGAAUUAGGAGAUUGUUGUUUUAGUUAUUGUUCAUCAUUACAAUCAAUUAAUAUACCAUCAUCAAUUAGUAAAUUAGGAGAUGAAUGUUUUUGUGGAUGUGGAUCAUUAACAUCAAUUAAUAUACCAUCAUCAAUUACAUCAUUUGGAGAUGGAUGUUUUUAUGGAUGUGGAUGUGAAGAUGAAUUAAUGAAAAAUAAAAGAAUACCAAGAAAAUGUUUUAAAUGGUGGUGA